Phragmites australis (common reed) is the source of this 812-nucleotide messenger RNA. RefSeq lists its product as uncharacterized. Bases 134 to 628 code for a protein of 164 amino acids. The record is from RefSeq and is a predicted model, not a curated record. The transcript is spliced from 2 exons. NCBI's taxonomy places the organism in Eukaryota, Viridiplantae, Streptophyta, Magnoliopsida, Poales, Poaceae.
AGUGUUCGUGUCACGCGGAUGCCAUGGCGCACCAACGACGGCCACUCAUAUAAUCGGACACGCAAAAGCCACAAGCAUCUAUCGAACGAAGCAGAGUCUGCAGCUACACAUUUCAAGAACCAGGCCGCGCAUCAUGCUCACGACCUCGCCGCCGUCACAGGUCAAGGUGCAACAAUGGACGACGUGCCAGAGCAGCGCGGCAUCGUCCACUGCGCUUCUUCCGCCGCCAGUCACUGGACGGCUUGUCACCGUCGACCCCAGGAGGAAGGUUGCCUCUGCUCCUCCCCGAGCCGUGGCCGCCGACGCCGAGCCCGCGCAAACGUCUCCUAGGCCACAGCCUCCGCCAUUGUUCACCGACGAGGAUACGAUGCUCGGCAACUACGUCCCGGUCUUCGUCAUGCUCCCUGUAAGCUCACACGAUGAGACGCCCACCCAAACUGAUUGGGUGAGCUCAUGCCAUUUUUCAAGCUUAAUUGAUCGCACAUACAUGCUCUUGAACGCAACAUCGUGCGUGGCGGCUGGAGGUAGUGACCCCCGAGAACGAGCUAGAGGACGCGGAGGGCCUGCGCCAUCCUCAACUUCACCUGCGCGGAGAUGCGGAACUCGGAGCAGGUCGAGGAGGCCAUGAGCGCCCCGGAGCAGCUCGUCCAGCAGGUGCUGAGCGCCGGGUGGAGGGAGGGGGUCGAGGUGGCGUGCGGGAACGCGCUCAGCCGGUACGCCCGCCGGGGCUACAACCCGAUGCUGCUCAACACGCGGCCCAACGGCCUCGACGUCCGCAGUAUCCAACGGAAGUACAAGCUUCUGCCUGGCAC